CAUCGCUGUAAACUAGUAAACAUGGCGCCUCCCUCGGAAUGUCAUCCUUUGGGAGGUGGCUACUGUACAAACUUCCUUAAAAUUUUAUUCUUAUCUUCACUCUUAUCUACUGCACACGGCUACUACCAGGGGCCUCGUGAAAGGUGCUCAAUACCUCAAACACUACAGGGAGAGUGGUACUCCAAGGAGCGCGGCGAUGACACCUAUACGACCAUCGACAACAACCGCAUGUCAAACCGGGGCGACUGCCUUCACCUCGUCAAACAAUCUAACGACAUCUUUACCAUCAUAUUUGAAUACAGUGCCUGCUACUACUGCGUUCGCAUAUUUGUACGGACCCUGAACGUUCUGGAAAAGAUAGAAACUGGAUGCGUCAACCUGAAUGAUGGUGAAACACCUGAUGUGAAGACUGUGUGCCGCUCCCUUGAUGUCAAGCAAGAGAGGAUCACCCUUUUCUCAACCAACCCAACGGCAAAGAACUGCCGUUCAAGCCUGGAAGGCGUGUGGAAGUUUGCGUACCAAAACACGUACAAGUUCACGGGCGAGUGUAAGCAUCCAGACGCCAACAUAACAGCCUGUCAGAUGCCGGGCACCCAGUUCUUCGUCGUCAACCAGCAGUUCACCAUUAACUACAAGCAGUGUGAGGGCAUGCUGGAGACCGAGGAGGGAGAGGUUCAGUACAAGUGCCUGGGGGACUGGUACGUUGGCAAGAACCACUACUUCGCUGUCAUGAACACUCGUGAGAGUCGUAUUGACGCAAAGUAUCGCUGCUUUCUUGCAAACAGAGAUGAUGACAUCUACCUCGGUGUCUCUAUUGAACCUGAGUGUUCAUCUCUCAAAACACCUCAGGAGUCGCCUGAGCGCUACCGCAUGGAACAAGUGAAAACCGAGAUCGUGCAGCCAAGCUGCACGCUGCCCGACAACUUCACCGGCAUGUGGCUCAACACGGCCAACUUUGACGCACAGGUCAUCAUUAACAAAACGCACAUAGUCGAAACCUGGAAGCCGGAUACCGGUCGGAUCAAGGAGCAGAUCUACGUGUGCGUUGAAGCACGGGAGAACAGAUACCUCAUGGCUCGUCAUGGCAUUCACGGCUGCCAGAGGGACUUUGUUUGCUUCAACUUUGUGCCGCGGCACCACAGUGUCAUCCGUUACAGGAAAGGCAAGGAAAUGAUCACAGAUGAGUUCUCAACUGUCUGCUCAUGGACCAUGUUCCCUGACAAACAGCAAUGGCGCUAUGACAUCCUCAUCUCGAGAGAGCCGGUCUCCAUCAAGUGCCCGGUGGCAGGAAAGUUCCGGUUUGACCAGACGGGCGACAUACCUUUCGAGACGCGAAUCCGCGGAGGGGUCACCCAGAUUCCGCGGCCCAAUGUAUACUGCAAGGAGAACAUCUCUGACUUCUCCGUGUGCGACAAGGAUCAGAAGAUCAUCCUCAUCGAUGCCAACUACUGUAUUUCUGUUGACUACUACGGCCGGCCUGUGGACAUCUACAGUGAACCUGACUACGAGCUCAAGUGUAUUGCCUUCUGGAAAGAAAACUUACGGUCAUACCUCAUCACCUACAACGAGGAGGAUGCUUACAGCAAAUAUCGGUGCUGGGUGUACCAACGAGCAGACCUAAACCGUGUCCUCAUGUCCCAGUCUGUGGGGGCAUUUUGCCACGUCCUGCAAGAUGUCACCUCCAACAACUACACCGAAGGCGCUGAAGUUGCCCUGGACAUGGUCGAAUAUGAGCGUGAACAUGAUGACUGUCCGAUGUACUUCGAUGACGGAUCCAAUCCGUAUCAGCAGAUUGCCGAGCAGGCGGCAAUUCUGAUGGGCUCUGCAACUAGCCUCACGAGCCACAUAUCAGUCGUACACCUUAUGCUUCUGGUAUGUCUGCGCUCCUUGUUGUGACUGCAAAGCAGCUGAUAGAGCAAGGAUUUUAUGCUGUGGAUCUGAAGAGGCUCAAGACUUAAGACUGUAAGAUAUGUCCAUGUCAUGCAUACAGUAUGUUGUCUGUCCCGUGCACCUGCAAAGUGCCCUAAACACCUGUGGCUGGCGUGUUGGAGGUAGAAAUCUAGUUUGAACUGAGUUUACCACCUGGGAUAGUUUGAAAUGUCAUCUCCGCAAAGUAUCAGGGCACACAUAUGGUCUCAAUGCUGCAGUACCAGCUGGUUUCUUUCACCUUGUGCUGUUUAGGUGCAAAGUAUCCUUGAGCCUUAAAGCUAGCCACAAUGUGAUUUAAACGGUUUUCUCGGGACAUAACUAUGACGUGUCUAUAGUCAGUGACAGCCUAAGAAUGCACUGGUAAAUACAUUGCUGUCCAGCACAAGGCGAAAUUGUAUGAGUGUAUCAGACACAUUUGUUUACUUAUCUUCAUGGCGUCAGGCUGGAGCUGAGCAUUUUUCAACAUCUGUAUCUCUUGGCAACUACCUUAUUUACUCACACAAGGCCCGCACUUUUCGCUGAUUUUUCACAGGCUGCAGGUCUUACAUGAGGCAGCCUGCUCACUGAAGCCUGGAACUGUGCUCAGACUGCUAUGCAGAAUAAUGCAACCACUAUUAGCUAACUAUGAUCAAUUUUAUUCACUCGUCCUCGCCGCUUUUUGUUGUCCUCGUUUGACAAGCUAGCCUCAUUGGUGCUCUCCUAAAGGUGGUUGUCCUCUGUGCUGUCCAUUACUAUUUGAGAUUCCAGUCACCACAAAACUUUGGACAGUAGUCUUGAAUAAGAGCACACACUUGUAAUGGAGCCUGCUCAUCUUAGUUCGCCUGAAAGCAUAAUGCUGCAGCUAAUCUUAUCAAACAGCGUGCCCCAACAGAGCGAGGUAGUAGUAGUAGUAGUAGUAGUAGUAGUAGUAGUAGUAGUAGUAGUAGUAGUAGUAGUAGUAGUAGUAGUAGUAGUAGUAGUAGUAGUAGAUUUUCUUUCUUGCAUACAUGCACAAAGAGACAGAAAAACGUGCUUUAUGCACUUGACAAAGGCUUCCAUACCUGUGGUCUUGCGCAAAGCACGUUUGACGUAUCAGAACAACAUGAGCAAUAACAAAGUGACAUUUCGCAUUUACAAAAGAAGCUACAACAGUAGUUAUACUGUAUAGUAAUAGGUAUGCGCGUGAUGCUUAGUGACUCUUUCUUUUUCCAAAUUUAAGCACUCCAAAGUGAAGCUACAGGCCUUACACCAGGGCUGGCCUUACAUAAUACAGUAUGUUUUCGAGCACGAAGGCACAGAAAGGGCUUGUGCUGAAUUCUUAGGCUGUCGCCGAGUAUAGGGAGGUCACUUGCUCUCUGUCCUCACACAUUAGUGUUCAAAUAAAAGUAGAAGUAGACUUCCUGAAUUUGCCAUCGAACCUGCAACCGUGUAGCAGGUCUUUGGUGCUUAUUACCGAACUUCAAGUAGUCGAAAUUUAACCUGCAACAAUUUACGACAGGGUCCCUCAUUUUCUAGUUUCGGCGUUAUGAUGGAGAACCUGAAAAAUCUGUCAUUAAAAUUGUUUGGUCAGUUUCCGUGGCAGCUCAGGGGCUACGGCUGCUGCCACCGAGCAUAAGGUCGUAAGCUUGUUAUGUAUCCAUGGGCAGCUAUGUUUUGUUGGUAGGGAAAGCAAAAGCAUCUGUGCACCUUGUGCGCGCUAUCGAGUCUCAUGUUGACAUAAUUUUGACUGCUGUCGUUUAUGUACUAGCCCAAGCGCUGCCUUGUUGUAUGAGCCCACAUAAAUCAAUCAAUCAUUUUGUCAAUCUUAACAUCAUCAAUCAAAUCAUUAAGGCCACUUGAAUUAAGACUACGAGCAGCCUAUACCAUGGUGGCCGUGGAGUGAAAUAAGUGGGACCAGGGGGGGGGGGGGGGGGGGUAUUCUGUAAGAGUUCACCUAGUGGACUGCCCAUUUCGGCCACUGUUGAUUGGGUGCAGCUGUGCGAGCGAGGGGGAGACGAGCAGCCCCAGCCAAUCAGCAGUGGCCGCAACGGAUAGUCCACUAGGUGGACCCUACAGAAUACCUCCCCAGUUGCGUAAGUUUGAUCUCUCGCUCUCUCUUUUUCUUUUCUGUGCCAUCUCUGCAAGAGUACCUAUCUUCAUAGUGACGUGAGUUCGCAUUUGAGCACUUGUAGCUGGACUACAAGAUGUAAAAUAUAGUUGUAGUCCAGCACAAGAAGUUUUAAUCAACAAUCUGUUGUGUAGUAUUCCAUACAGAGGGCCUCAGACUAAACUGACUUGAGUGUCAGGAUUACUGACAACUAAUUCAAGUUUGGGUAAUGCUAAAACAAAUGUGCAACAUGUUGUUACUGUUUUACUUGGUGACAAAACUCUCCAUUGGCCGCAGUUUAAUUGUGAUAUGGGGAACAGGUGCUUGUUUUUCGGUAAGCAAGGUGUGUGAGAACAAGUGUUAGUGUUACAUCUAUUGAAAAAGCAUUCCAGUUGCUUAACAAGACAACAGUAAAGAAAUUGAAAUGCUUGUGGCUUUUUACACCACUGUCCAUUGUUUUUUUAUCAUGUGGCUAGCUUACAGUGCAGGUCUUUUUGAUGCAUGUUCUUGUUAUUUCUCCCUCCCUUUUCUUUUUGUAAUCUCACAUGAAGCGAUGCAUGACACUUGUUUUAUUGAACUAUGUAAUGGUCCCUUCGUGCUCCUCCGUCGCAGCAGAAAAUGAAUGGCCCUGGUGAUAAUGGCCUUUGCAGAAACGGCAACUAUCAAAAGAGCAUGCUGACAAAAACAAGCUGCUCAAGGGGUUGUUUUUAUUUACUCUGUUGUCACUGGCAUUUUGCCUUGAGACAUCAGGUGCAGUGGAAAAAGGUAAAGGUGCAGGACCAUAAGGGGAGGUGUGCAGGACAUAGCGCUAGACUUCAGAUCAUUGUCUAUCUUGCUGAGAACACGCAAGGCAUGGGAUAAGCGGAAUAAACAUGCAGAGUGACAUUUCGUUUCAUUUCAAGGCAACAAGCCGUCGCUGUAUGUUGUCAUGCAGACUUUUUUUCUCUAGCUAGGCAGGCAAAAGGUGAAAGAUAGCUGGGCCUACUCUUUGAAUACAGGAAGCUCCCUCUGCCUCUCUGUCAUCAUCCUAACAAGGCCAUUGCAGGGCAGCCAAAUCGCUCGGUGUUCUGUAUAAAGUCCGCGAGCAAUAAGAUCCUAUCGCGUCCCAUGCACCGUACGUUGUGGGUGCGUGGGCGAACCGAAAAGGAUGGUGGCUUGAUGCGUGCCCUCUUCUUGUGCAAGCAGAUGGUGGGAUAAAAGCGUAGGGGGGGGGGGGGGCAACUUGAUUCAAGCGAUCGCUAAGGGAGACUGGGAGUCCAGCACAGCUUAUGUUGGAGACAAUUUGCAGUGGGUGCAAAGAUUGGGCGAGCCAAGAUGGGAGUGUCUUCCUGUGCAUUUAGAGCUCGAGGCCACCUAAUCUCAAGUUCCGGAGAUGCAUUUUACCAAGAGACAGAUGAAGCAUUGGCUCAACUCUGCCUGCACUCUUCAUGAUAUUGUCAACCCACUGGGUGCAACACUAUCGUGCAACAGCGGAGUUGACACGAAAGCUUCGCAGCUUCGCUUUGUGCUGCCAAUGUAAAGAUGUCAUCGACACGGCAUGAAAGCACAUCUUUAGUUGCUGACUCUCAAAUUAAUGAAAUAAUUUUUUUUUUCUCAUUUAAAUUAAUUUUUUUCCUAUUGCCCGGUAAUUCAAAAUAUUUUACGGCCCCUUCUGUGCAGGAAAAAUCUGUCGGCGACUUUGCUUAUUGCGUAAAAGAUUGAAUCUGAAUGUCACAGAAGUUUGGUAUAACAACGUAAGUUACCUAAUAUACUGACUUUGUUAUAUUGAGGUCUAAAUGUACCGACUGCAGCAGUCUCUUAUCAUUGGGACCAUGAACAUGGCUGUCAGAUUAUUAUUAUCGACAUUGUGUAAUAGUACCUUCAUGUGUGGCUGCAGUAUUGUUGAUUGUGACAUACCGGUUAGCAUUGAAACUGCUAACUCUGCUUGCUGUUGAGAUCAUAGUAAUAAUUGUUUACAUGUGUUCUCUUUGUUUACAUCUUUCUUUUUUGUUACCGCAUUGCUUUUCUCCACCUUCUACAAAAAUUUAAACAUAGUAGAGGUUUCUUUUAAUGCAUUUGUGUGUUUACACAUCUGUACAGUAUGCUUGUCCUGUGUACAAUAUGUUUGGUUCACCAUGCAUGAUGGAAGUGUUUUUCAAAACCCAUGUUGAGUCCAACCUUAAGCAGAAUCUCAUAUUUACUUUUGUGCACAUAUUAGUGCAUUGUUGAAGGGUGCAUUAAUGUGUACACUGUAUGAUACAGAAGCUUUAGUGGUGUUAUGAAAGAUAUAUCAUAUUUGAAAUGCCUGUGCUCUUGAGGUGAAAGUUUUGUAAUGUUCACUUGACAUGAGUUGUUUCUGCAAAGGUUCUUUAAAUUUUCUGAAGACAAAAUCCAGAUAGGCAGUCUUUUUAACAGUGCUAUGUUCAGGACAGUGAAUGUUAAAUAGCGUGUGAUGGUCGCAAAGAAAGCAAUUAAUUUUGUGAAAUUAGCUGAAGAACCGUUCGUUUACCCUUGGGCACAUAUUGCAGUUAUUGAAUCAAUGUGAGCGAAUGCUCAAAGCACAUUCAUUUACAAAAAAUCAUAGCACUAGCAACAGUGCAAAAAUAUCCGUCCAUGGAAUGUGUAGCGAUGCUUCUGUGUUGCACCCAUAUAUAUCACAUAACUGUAAUAUCUGUCAUCAAUUCAUCAGUUGCAAUGCAUGCCUUGAGGUUAAUAAUUAAGCGGUUAAUUAGGGUAUCUCUAGUUUAAAGUUUGGUAAUUAACUUAUUAGCUGUUGACUGAUGCACUCAGGUGUUGCUGUGGUAAUCAUUAUUUAGUGCAAACAUUGACAAAAUACUAUUUGAAGACUGGCUAGCAACUGUCUUUGGAAGGUGUACAAUGUCUGUUUGCCUGAAUGGAGAGAAGGAGAGAAGGUAUAGCAAAGAAGAGAUUGGAACAUGAAAAUAGGAAGCUGGAAGUGAGGUGGAAAUAUGAAAGGGUAACGCCAAAGCAAAAUAUCACUAUAUUCAAUGAAGUAUGCUCGUGAGCAAAGGUAAUGGACCCCCCCCCCCCCCUCGUUAUCUGGUUUAAAUUUUUGCGUCAGCUAUAGCAAAGAUGUCAUUGUUUCAAGUAUGUGACAAAUGCCCUAAACAAGAAUUAGUGGCAAUUUUUCCAUCAAGUGAUGGUCUAUCGUGAUCUGAGAAAUGUGGUGGGGUCUGUGACAUGAGCAUGCGACAUGCAUACGCAGUUCACACAGAAAUGUGACAUUAGAAAGAAGUGUAGGGGUAUAGUUAUUCAGUCUUUAGAACGCUAUAAACAUUGACAGAGAAGCGGCCCAUCGAGAGAAGCAGCAGUCUUAGACAGCCAGAAACAAACUAAAGAAAUGCAGAAGAACCAUCCACUGCCUUAGAUAACGCAGCACAAGAAAGUUCUUGCAUACUGAUCGCUACUACAAUGUCUUAAUAAAUUUUUGGCAUUCUUAGUGGAAACAACUCUUGCAUGUGGCCGUGUGUUGUGAUGCUACACCACUUCGAGCAAUAUUCGGUAUAUAGCAUGUGAUGCUGGAGCAAGGCUCGACUGUGGACGUACACCACCGUAUUAUCAAGUGCCAUGUGGCCAUGUGCAUGACAUUCCAUUACAUCCGUCCAUUUUUAGCAUGUUUGCACCCCAGUGAUCCAGUCACAUUCCAUGCUCUAGCAGUGUACUGCUGUUUGUACAUGUUCUAACACUGCUGUCCUGGUGUUUUUACCCUCUUUACAUUGAAUGCUGUUUGCCGUGCAGUUAAAUAAACUUUUAUUUUUAUCUAAACAGAA
This is a messenger RNA of Dermacentor andersoni, 7764 nucleotides long. Lineage: Eukaryota; Metazoa; Arthropoda; Arachnida; Ixodida; Ixodidae. The record is from RefSeq and is a predicted model, not a curated record.